Rhizopus microsporus ATCC 52813 is the source of this 554-nucleotide messenger RNA. RefSeq lists its product as uncharacterized. The record is from RefSeq and is a predicted model, not a curated record. Bases 1 to 549 code for a protein of 182 amino acids. Lineage: Eukaryota; Fungi; Mucoromycota; Mucoromycetes; Mucorales; Rhizopodaceae. The transcript is spliced from 3 exons.
AUGAAAAUUGCAGUGUCCUCUGCCCUUGGUGGUCUCACGUAUAAGCUUUGGUUCUAUACUGAUCAUGAACUACUCGAUUACAUGUCUGAUGAUAUCAGUAAACCAGAAAUAAGCUUUCUCAGCUUUCCUGACCUUGUUGGUCAAGCAUCUCAUAGACGCUACCCUCACAGCAAGGUGACUUAUUCGAGAUGGAGCACCUGCAUCGUUAACCGUCUCAAAUUGUUUUACGUUUGUGAUGGCGCUCCUGAUAGUGCUCUUACGCUAACUAACGCUGGGACCUUCACAGCAACGACGACAAUCACCAUCACUACUACUGUUACUGCUACUACUGCCACUGCUUCAUAUAUCACCGGAUCUAAAGGCAAGAAAAAGGGUAAUGGAUUCAAUGGCUAUUGCUGCUCCUCUUCUAAUGACUGCUGUGACAGCUGUAUUAAGGGAAAAUAUAAUGGGCCCAAGGCUCCUACUACCACUACCACUACUGCCUUGCAAUGCGCUCCUACCAACGCUAAAGGCAAUGACUGCUGCACUGCCAAAAAAUGCCAAAAAUAACAAAG